Etheostoma cragini (Arkansas darter) is the source of this 527-nucleotide messenger RNA. Its product is annotated as SH3KBP1-binding protein 1-like. Lineage: Eukaryota; Metazoa; Chordata; Actinopteri; Perciformes; Percidae. Gene Ontology annotation, biological process: protein homooligomerization. The record is from RefSeq and is a predicted model, not a curated record. The transcript has 4 exons. Gene Ontology annotation, molecular function: protein binding. The annotation marks the transcript as partial.
UUUACCUCUCACCGGCCGCCUCACCGCACGACAGGAACUUGGGAUGAAAACAAAAACGGAAACUUGAAUUUGUCCCAAAAAUGGAGUCAAAAUAAAAAGUAUUGUUAUUGUUUUUUUGAAGUGGUUAGAUAACCCUCCGCACCAUGAUGUCUAACACGACGAGGAGCGGAGAGAUCGUCCACCUGAACGUCGGGGGGAAGAGGUUCAGCACCUCCCGGCAGACUCUGCUGUGGGUUCCUGACUCCUUUUUCUCCAGUCUGCUGAGCGGUCGGAUCUCGACCCUGAAGGAUGAAACUGGAGCUAUCUUCAUCGACAGGGACCCCUCUCUGUUCGCCACCAUCCUCAACUUCCUCCGGACCAAAGAGCUGCACCCCCGCUCCAUCAGCGUGCACAUGCUCAUGCACGAGGCCGAGUUCUACGGCAUCACGCCGCUGGGUGAGGCACGCCGACUCGCCAUGAGACUAGUCCCGCAUCGCCAGACCCUCACCCACAGCGCUGAGGUGGAGGGUCUGGUGCUGUGGAGGAGG